Knipowitschia caucasica is the source of this 723-nucleotide messenger RNA. Lineage: Eukaryota; Metazoa; Chordata; Actinopteri; Gobiiformes; Gobiidae. The record is from the annotation of a GenBank genome assembly.
AUGCUGCAGAGAGAAGAGGGAGCUACAGUCCUGAUGCUGCAGAGAGAAGAGGGAGCUACAGUCCUGAUGCUGCAGAGAGAAGAGGGAGCUACUGUCCUGAGGCUGCAGAGAGAAGAGGGAGCUACAGUCCUGAUGCUGCAGAGAGAAGAGGGAGCUACAGUCCAGAUGCUGCAGAGAGAAGAGGGAGCUACAGUCCUGAUGCUGCAGAGAGAAGAGGGAGCUACAGUCCAGAUGCUGCAGAGAGAAGAGGGAGCUACAGUCCAGAUGCUGCAGAGAGAAGAGGGAGCUACAGUCCUGAUGCUGCAGAGAGAAGAGGGAGCUACAGUCCUGAUGCUGCAGAGAGAAGAGGGAGCUACAGUCCUGAUGCUGCAGAGAGAAGAGGGAGCUACUGUCCUGAGGCUGCAGAGAGAAGAGGGAGCUACAGUCCUGAUGCUGCAGAGAGAAGAGGGAGCUACUGUCCUGAGGCUGCAGAGAGAAGAGGGAGCUACAGUCCAGAUGCUGCAGAGAGAAGAGGGAGCUACAGUCCAGAUGCUGCAGAGAGAAGAGGGAGCUACAGUCCAGAUGCUGCAGAGAGAAGAGGGAGCUACAGUCCUGAGGCUGCAGAGAGAAGAGGGAGCUACAGUCCUGAGGCUGCAGAGAGAAGAGGGAGCUACAGUCCAGAUGCUGCAGAGAGAAGAGGGAGCUACAGUCCAGAUGCUGCAGAGAGAGCACUCUCUCAAAUAA